Plasmodium gonderi is the source of this 1896-nucleotide messenger RNA. RefSeq lists its product as hypothetical. The record is from RefSeq and is a predicted model, not a curated record. Bases 1 to 1896 code for a protein of 631 amino acids. Lineage: Eukaryota; Apicomplexa; Aconoidasida; Haemosporida; Plasmodiidae. The transcript has a single exon.
AUGAACAAGCAAAUUGUAAGCAACAUAAUUAAGGGGAAAUUCCUAGAAAAAAAAAUCAUUGAUAAACAAAUAAUAAAAAGGAAUGUAGAACAUAUCAUCCUACAUUUUAAUAGAUACAGCGAAGAAACAGACAAAUGUACAUUACUAAAAAACAUCAUUCCAUAUACAAAAAAUAUAUUCUUGGAUACACCUCAUUUGAAACAUUUAUAUGAACAUAUCAUUAAACCGUUAUUGAAAAAUGGGUAUAUCGAUUCGACAUACAUACCAAACAUUGUUCAUACUUUUAAAAAACAUGAAAAAUGUAAUUAUAUCCUGAAAGAAUUAUAUGAUCAUAUUAUUCACUUGAUUAAAGAAGGAAAGGUCCAUGUUCAUAAUGAUAUAAAUAUUUGGAUUGAUAUUCUACAAGUGUUUUCAUCAAAGAAGAGAGGUAUAAAUUUUGUUCCUUUAUUGAGAUAUAUUAUGACAAAUAAUAACAAUUAUGAAGAUAAUCAGUAUAAGAAAAUAAAUUCUCAUGCAAUUUGUGCCCCUGGAGGAAACGUUCGCAAUGAAGAAGCAAACAUACAAAAUGAUAGAAAUGGACAACACUAUGAGGAUUAUAAAUUUACUACAUUCACACCCAUUUCAUUAAGUGAUAUCCAUUACAAAUCAAUGGAAAUUCUUCUCCCAAGAACCUUUUGCAUACUUAUGAAUGUAUUGUCCAAGGUUAAAACACAAUGUACACAUGAUUCCACUUUUACUACCUUUCUUCAUGAAAAUAUACAAAAAAUUCUUCCGCAAAUGAACAAUAUCGAUUUAUGUCAACUUAUAGAAGCCCUUCUUGAGUUUAAGUGUGGUAUCGGGAUCUUAUUCACACUGGUAGAUCCAGAAGUGUUCAGAAGAGUUACGUCAUUUGAUAUAUUUCAACUAUCCAUCAUUUUUCACAAGUUGUCAAAAUAUUGGGAAAAUGUUGAAAAUAAAAAACUUUUUACCUUACUGUUCAUGCGAAAAGUAAAGAAAUAUGUAUCUCUAUAUUUGUUAUAUAAUCAGGAAGAGAAAUAUAUUUUAUUCACCAAGAAUAAAGCAUCUUUGAUUGAAAUAGUUCCUAUGUUUUUUUUGGCUUAUGUGAAAAAUAUGCAUUCUUUAUUACCACACUAUUUUUAUUUUUCAAAAAUUAUCAAGCUGCAAUUUUCCAUUUUGUCAAAACGUCUACUGCUUUUGAAAAAUAACCACCUUCUUUUUGAAGAAUUUUACCAGUAUGGAAAUUUGGAUCACAAAAAGAAGCACACAUACAUGAAUUGGCAGCAUUAUCAACAUUACUUAAACGAAGGGUGUAGAUAUUCAUCCAUUUUUCGCCUUAUGAACCAAACGAUAUCCAAUUUAAUGUAUGCACACGCAGGGUACCUUUACAAUAUCCUAACACUGCAAUAUACAAAGGAAGAAAACAUAUUAUUCAUACGCCAUCUAUUUUUAACAUUGAACAGUAUUUAUGAGCUACUUUCCCAAUUCAGCCUUUUUUAUCAUAACAGACAAGUAAUACCAAAUGGAUAUAAUUUUAUUCUUCCAUUACACAAAUCACAGCUUUUAAUUUUUUUAUACACCUAUUGGAGUUUCGUAAGGGAUUUAUAUUUCUACUUAAAUAAUUGCAAACAAAAAAAUAUUGCACAAACAGCUGAUUCAUUUUAUUUUAUCAAAUUGAAUAAUGUGAAAAAAAUAAACUUCCUUCUUACCACCUUGGAUGAUAUUAAUUUAAACGUCUUAAUGAAACAGACUUUGAAUGCAAAUAAUAAAUUCGUUAGUCACAUUUAUACACAUGUUCUAAAUGUGGUUAAUAAUUCCAGAACAGUUCCUCAUAACGCUGCUCUGAUUUUUCACAGGCGAGUACUGGGGCCAUACACAAUUUCUGAACUGUGCAGGUGA